GGAUGUUCAGUGGAUCAGCUGCACGGAGGACAAACGGCUUUCCUCGCGGAUAUUAAUGCGCUCUGUCACUUUGCGUGAUGGAGAACUUUACCGUGUGGAGUAAUUUCACUCGAGUUCUGUCAGAGCUGGACGGGACGGAGGACGAGGACGGGGAAGAGGACGGCGGAGGGAUCGGCGGACUGCGCGUCCUCGUCGCCUGCGUGCUCUUCCUGCUCAUCGUGUCCACGUUGCUCGGGAACACGCUCGUGUGCGCAGCCGUGAUAAAGUUCCGCCACCUGCGCUCCAAAGUCACCAACUUCUUCGUCAUCUCUCUGGCCGUGUCCGACCUGUUCGUGGCCGUGCUCGUGAUGCCGUGGGAGGCCAUCACUGAGGUGACCAACACGUGGCUGUUCGGACGCUUUUGUGACGUCUGGAUCGCCUUUGACAUCAUGUGCUCCACAGCGUCCAUCCUCAACCUGUGCAUCAUCAGCGUGGACCGCUACUGGGCCAUCUCCAGCCCCUUCAAGUACGAGCGGAAAAUGACUCAUCGCGUGGCGUUUGUCAUGAUAGGGGUGGCGUGGACGCUGUCCAUUCUGAUCUCCUUCAUCCCCGUGCAGCUCAACUGGCACCGGGCCGGGGAGGAGGAGCGGGAGGUGGCGAUGGAGGAGAUGGCGGCGAUAAUGGCCGCCAGCGGAAAGAACUUCACAAACUUGAGCAGCUUCAACUCGAGCGACGUCGCCGCCCAGAGUUGUGUGGCCAACCUGAACAAGACCUACGCCAUCUCCUCCUCCUUUAUCAGCUUUUACAUCCCAGUGGUGAUCAUGAUCGCCACCUACACCCGGAUCUACCGAAUCGCUCAGACCCAGAUCCGUCGGAUCAUGUCUUUGGAGCGGGCGGCAGAGCAGGCGCAGCACCAAGGCCACGGCGUGAACAGGAACCAGCAGCAGGUGCAGCGGCCCGGCGACGAGGCCUCGCUGAAGUCCUCGUUCAAGAAGGAAACCAAAGUCCUGAAGACGCUUUCAAUCAUCAUGGGCGUGUUCGUGUUUUGUUGGCUGCCCUUCUUUGUCCUCAACUGCACCGUCCCCUUCUGCGACCCGCCGUGCGUCAGCGACACCACCUUCACCGUCUUCGUCUGGUUCGGCUGGGCCAACUCGUCCCUCAACCCGGUCAUCUACGCGUUCAACGCAGACUUCCGCCGAGCUUUCGCCAGCAUCCUGGGCUGCGGCCGAGUCUGCUCGAACAACGCGGUGGAGGCGGUGAACUUAAGCAACGAACUGGUUUCCUACCACCAUGACACCACCCUCCACAAGGAGGCGCUGGUCCCCGCUCAGCCGCAGCAGCAUCCCCGCAACAUUAACGUCAGCUCGGACCACCUGGAGGACAUGAGCGCACAUUUUGACGAGGAGUCGAUCAUCUCCAACGGUUCUCCGAGCCACAACAGACUGCUGCUGCUUCCCGCAACCAUCCAGUAUGAGGAAGACCCAGAGAUUUCCUUGGAAACAAUCACACCGUUCACCUCAGCUCCAGGGCUGGAGAGUGAUGCUCUGAUACCAGGACAAGUCCACCAGGACGGAUAGGACAGACACAAUGUUUGGACAUUCCUCCAUGAUGUGUGCUCUUGAUUCAUUUAAAGUUGUGGACUUUAGAACUUCAUAAUUUGGGUUAUUGAUCUGAAACUGGCUAAAAUCACCACUGAGCACAAAGAAUGUAUAAUCUCCACGUUCAUCCUAUUAUAGCCCGUCACGAAGGGACAGAUGGUGCUUGAAAAAACUUUGUCUUGACAAGUCUGAUGGCUGAUAUCUGGAGCUCUGAGGUCUCUCCAGACGAAUGUCCCAUUAACAACUCAAUAGUUGCGCCUGAACAAGUCAUUAAAAUUGCACUAAAACUUCCUUCUCAUUUAAACUCUUUAAAUGAGAGUCCAGUGACAUCACCUGCUGGUUUGUAAAGUCCAGUUCUGAAGCCUCAAACUGAGCGUUUCUGACAUGCUAACCAGGCGUGACGAUCUGCUUUCUCACUAUAACAUUUUCAGCGGGGAUCAACUGCUGAGACGAAAAUGCCCUGUUUCACGUAGAUAAAUAUAAAAAAAGAAAAACAGAGCUGUAAUGCACUUUUUCUUAGUGCGAGGAACUGAGCACUCUGUGAUUCCCAAAUCACAGCAGUGUACGCACUAAGUAGAUGCGCCCUAAAUCAUACCCCUGCUUUACUGUCCAUUUAACUUUUUAUGGGACCAUAAUUUAUAAAAAUAAACAUUUUAUGUCCAGUAAGAUGUAAAACUAGGAAUUGAGACCAUAAACUCAUCAGAUAAGUUUUCACUGAAGUCAUUUAUCAAGUGAGAAGGGGAGCCAUUUUCCCAUCGUGUUAAAUAUGACUCAAUUUCUUUUUCCCGCUGGCCUUUAGAAAGAACGCAGGUUCGAGGCCCUCCAGCGUUGGCUGGAUCUAUCGAGCCUGAUAUUAAAUAACAGGCGGGAA
Messenger RNA from Maylandia zebra (zebra mbuna), 2448 nucleotides. RefSeq names its product D(1)-like dopamine receptor. Gene Ontology annotation, biological process: adenylate cyclase-activating adrenergic receptor signaling pathway; positive regulation of MAPK cascade. Gene Ontology annotation, cellular component: plasma membrane. The record is from RefSeq and is a predicted model, not a curated record. Gene Ontology annotation, molecular function: G protein-coupled receptor activity. NCBI's taxonomy places the organism in Eukaryota, Metazoa, Chordata, Actinopteri, Cichliformes, Cichlidae.